Olea europaea var. sylvestris is the source of this 892-nucleotide messenger RNA. RefSeq lists its product as uncharacterized. The record is from RefSeq and is a predicted model, not a curated record. Lineage: Eukaryota; Viridiplantae; Streptophyta; Magnoliopsida; Lamiales; Oleaceae. The coding region runs from base 104 to 628 and encodes 174 amino acids. The transcript has a single exon.
AAACUCAGUUCAUUCAAGAAAAUCCUCACAAAGUCGCUGUCUUCUCAAUUCCCUUUCUUCGACCCGCAAAAAUCCCCACAAAAACCGUUGUCGUACCAACAAUAUGUCAACGAUACAGCGAAUCUGCAUUUUUCUCUCCCUCUUUCUCGCCACCCCACCACCCUUUCUGGCCACCGCAGACGGCGGCAGAACCACUCCUCUGACGGCCUACGAUAUUCUACAAUCGUACGACUUCCCGGUUGGCAUCCUUCCAGAGGGCGUGACCCACUAUGAAAUCAACGGAGCCACCGGAAAGUUCAGCGCGUAUUUCGAUGGUUCGUGCAGUUUCUCCUUGGAAGGUUCUUAUCAAUUGAAGUACAAGUCGAAAAUCAGUGGGUACAUCUCCAAAGACAAGUUGACCAAACUUUCUGGAGUCAGCGUCAAAGUACUUUUCCUUUGGCUUAACAUUGACGAGGUCAAGAGAAAUGGGGAUAAACUUGACUUCUCUGUGGGAAUUUUAUCUGCUGAAUUUGGGAUAAAUAAUUUCUAUGAAAGCCCCCGAUGCGGGUGUGGAUUUAAUUGCAAAAGUAUUUCUGAGAAUCGCCAAAGAGGGGGUAUUAGGAGUAAUCCCUUCGUAUCUUCAAUCUAACAGAGGUCAGUUUGUUUCGGGGUUUUUCAGGAUGUUAACUUUUUCAUCCAUCCGUUAAAUUUGGAAUUACGUAUGCUCUUGAAUUUAAUGUUGAAUUCUGUACGUGUUCAUAAUUUUAAUAAUACUGGAUUUUUCUUUGGUAUCUCUGUUGUUUAAUGCUCAUGUUUAUAAUAUAUGUCGAAUAUUAUGGUUUCUGGAAUACAGUAUUAUCUUUCUUAUGCCCAGAUUGUGGACACAAGGAAUAAAGUGUUUGAUAUCAUUAAA